Messenger RNA from Eurytemora carolleeae, 348 nucleotides. RefSeq names its product G-protein coupled receptor daf-37. NCBI's taxonomy places the organism in Eukaryota, Metazoa, Arthropoda, Copepoda, Calanoida, Temoridae. The record is from RefSeq and is a predicted model, not a curated record. Gene Ontology annotation, cellular component: membrane. The coding region runs from base 22 to 339 and encodes 105 amino acids. The transcript has 4 exons.
CUGGUUCUGGUGAGACCAGAAAUGAGAAGAUCAAGCUUUAACCAACUUCUUCUUAUUCUUGCUGGUUACGAUAUCGCUUAUCUGAUAAGUUCUACUGUGGUGUUUGGUCUUCCAAAUCUUUCAGAAACCUACAGGGAGACCUAUCAUGUCUGGUUUCUACCAAUCUUCUAUGCCCUGGCACACAUUAGCAGGAUUGGAUCGGCACUGCUCACCCUGUCUAUCUCUGUUGAGAGAUAUGUCGCGAUCACAAAACCGUUCUUUGCCAAAAAGAAAAUGGUUAAAAGUUGUCUGAUCAAGUUCUCCAUAAUCUUCUCAAUCUGUUACAACAUUCCCAGGUGACAGGAGGAU